AAGAGGAGGUUGUGGGGAUUACAGAGGAAGGUAUAAAAGCGAAGAGCAGACGGCACAUCUUCACAAACUCAAGCAGAAGAAAGAAGCAGCUCUGAGCUGAGAUCGGCAGCGGCCUCUUGGGAUAUCUGUCAGUGCAGAGACCCUCCUCAGAAAUGAACGCCAGCCCCCCUGCAGGAAGCGCCCUGGCCCCCGGUGGAACCACUGGCCCCACUACACCCAAGAAGGGACCACCCAAGUUCAAGCAGAGGCAGACUCGUACAUUCAAGAGCAAAGCCCCCAAGCCAGGCCAGAAGGGCUUUGGUGACGAUAUCCCUGGCAUGGAGGGUCUUGGCACGGACAUCACAGUGGUGUGCCCAUGGGAAGCCUUCGGCGACAUGGAGCUCAGCGACUUGGCCAAAUACGGGAUCAUUUAAACCUGCUGCCUUCCUUUCCUGCCUGCACCUGUCCUCCGUCUAAUCCUCUCUGCCUCCCUGCCUUCUCUCCAUCCCUGCUGGGCACGUCACGAUAAGGCUGCCGGCAACCCCCCCCCCCCCCCCCCCACCCCACUAAUGUCCUCUCGUCUAUCUACCUCAUGCUCCCCUCCGCUGAGUGGACGGAGAGCAUAAUGAUUUUAUUUUUAUAUUAUUAUUAUGAUAUGAUACUAUAUAUACUUGAAAUGAGAAGACGAGAAAAACAACUCCUCUUUCCUUAUUCCCUUCCCCUUCAUCCUUCUACAACAGUUUUCUCCUCCUCACUUCUCCUCCUUCCUCAUUUCAGUCUGCCCUCUCCCCCUCUCCCCCUCUCCCCCUCUGCCACUCCUAACCCACGGCAACGGACAAGCAAAACACUAGUUAAUACUAGCUUGUAUUUGCUUCUAGCUGUCUAUAUAAAUGUAAAUAUUUUGUUCUCAGCGUUGAACCUUUUUAACCUUUUUAUCUUACCUUUUGUACUUCCUUCCUCUUUUAUUUUGCAUUGUAUUUCUUACUCCUUGUGCACAAGGUUACUGUGAACAACAAGGGAUGCAGGAAGAGAGAGCAAUAUGCUGUAAUGGUGAAAAAUACAAUGCACCUUCACAUGAUCACGGAGGAGGAACUCCCUUUAAUCCCACUCUCCAUCUCUCUGUCUCUCCUUGCUGCUAUCUGAACCCACGUCCCUCCUUAGAGAAAAUAAAGGCAUAUACUGUAUGUUUUGUGUUGCAAGCGCAAUAACACAGAAAAUGUACUGUAACCUGGCGUGUCCUGGUAGCCCUAGUAAAAUGUGUUCACUUUCAGUAA
This is a messenger RNA of Seriola aureovittata, 1253 nucleotides long. RefSeq names its product retinal cone rhodopsin-sensitive cGMP 3',5'-cyclic phosphodiesterase subunit gamma-like. Gene Ontology annotation, molecular function: cGMP binding; 3',5'-cyclic-nucleotide phosphodiesterase activity. The record is from RefSeq and is a predicted model, not a curated record. The coding region runs from base 153 to 413 and encodes 86 amino acids. NCBI's taxonomy places the organism in Eukaryota, Metazoa, Chordata, Actinopteri, Carangiformes, Carangidae. The transcript has 3 exons. Gene Ontology annotation, biological process: positive regulation of G protein-coupled receptor signaling pathway; positive regulation of epidermal growth factor receptor signaling pathway; visual perception. Gene Ontology annotation, cellular component: photoreceptor outer segment membrane.